AUGACAACUCGGACUGUCACAGCAACAGCUGGGCUGCGAGCAGAACACAUUCCACGCGGCCCCGUGGAAGUGGCUUUGAAUUUCUUUGAACCCCCAGCGGACGGGGCACCUCCAUUCCAAUAUGCCCAAGAGCCGCCCCCCGGCCAGCCAGCCUCGAACUACACCCAGCCAACAGUGCACGUCGGCCUGAGCGAUAUCCGCGGCCAGGAAGCCAACUACAGCCUCGACCAGGACGCCUUCCAGUGCCUCCAAGGCAUCCAGUCCCUAUCGGACAUUCCCUACGAGACCUUCCUCUCCGACGACCAGAUCAAAGAGAUCUACUACCCAGCAGCCGAACAACUCCUUCUCGAGCGCGUUACCAAAGCCCGGAAAGUGGUUAUCUUCCACCACGUCGUGCGCAUGGACCGAGCAGAAAACCCUAUCAACUGUAGACCACUCCUCACCGUGCACGCGGACCAGACACCGCGCGCCACGGUGGCCACUAUCCGCCGGCACAUCACGGAUUCGGAGGAGGUCGAAUCGCUGCUCCGAAGCCGAUACCGCAUCAUAAACGUGUGGAAGCCGAUCAACGGAACCGUCGAGUCCUGCCCGCUUGCCUUUGCCAGCGGGAGCUCGGUGGAACCGGCCGACCUAAUCCCCAUUGAACUGCGGUUUCCCGAUGAGAUCAGCGAGAGCGUUGGGGUCAAGUAUAAUGCCAAGCAGAGGUGGUUGUACUGGUCUGGGAUGGGCAAUGAUGAGUGUCUCCUGUUGAAAUGCAGUGAUUCUCUCGAGGAGGUACCCGCAGUUCAGGUCCCUCAUUCAGCAUUCAUAGACCCCCGGUCGCCUCCGGGGGCAAAGCCCCGGGAAAGCAUAGAGAUUCGGGCGUUGGUGUUUGGUUGA
Aspergillus lentulus is the source of this 879-nucleotide messenger RNA. RefSeq lists its product as uncharacterized. NCBI's taxonomy places the organism in Eukaryota, Fungi, Ascomycota, Eurotiomycetes, Eurotiales, Aspergillaceae. The record is from RefSeq and is a predicted model, not a curated record. Gene Ontology annotation, molecular function: FAD binding; oxidoreductase activity.